Messenger RNA from Parnassius apollo (apollo), 342 nucleotides. Lineage: Eukaryota; Metazoa; Arthropoda; Insecta; Lepidoptera; Papilionidae. The record is from the annotation of a GenBank genome assembly.
AUGCGGCGUUAUAAUUCCGAAAAUGAUGUAGCAUGCUUGGAGGGCUCAGUAACCAAUGAUUCCGUUAUUAUGUACGGUGAUAGUUUAAGGAGCCUUCCAGACGUAUCUAUACACAAUAGCUCAAGGAUGAUUGAAUUAGAAAUGCAAAUUGAACAACUAAAACAAACUCUUCAAGCUGCUAAUACAGAAGUAGAUAAUUUGAUAUUGCAGAACAAUGACUUGCAAAGGGAACUAGAAAACUGCCAGAUGGUGAUUAAAUCACUAAGAGCUAUACAAACUUUAGGACCUGAAAAAAUACGCGGUAUGUCACCCAAGCCAGCUAGCAGUUUAAACAAAACAUAA